This is a messenger RNA of Daucus carota subsp. sativus, 2358 nucleotides long. Its product is annotated as peptidyl-prolyl cis-trans isomerase PASTICCINO1. The record is from RefSeq and is a predicted model, not a curated record. Bases 210 to 2126 code for a protein of 638 amino acids. NCBI's taxonomy places the organism in Eukaryota, Viridiplantae, Streptophyta, Magnoliopsida, Apiales, Apiaceae. The transcript is spliced from 20 exons. Gene Ontology annotation, molecular function: peptidyl-prolyl cis-trans isomerase activity; protein binding.
AGUGCAGAUUGGAAAACUGAUGAUUUGUCUGAUCACUGUAGUUAACUAAUCUCUACCAGUUUCUUUAACAAACAGAAGUUCAGUGAACAGCUUUGAAAUCAACGACUCUUAUUAACACAGAGAGAGAAGGCGAGGGAGAGAGAAAGCGAGAGAGACAGCGAGAGAGAAAGAGAGAGCGAGAGGGAGGGAGAGAGAUUUAAACGUCUCCGAUGGCGGUGAUCGAGAACGGCGCGGCACACGAGUACAAGCCACAGAAGAAGAAGAAAGAAGAGACCGCUGAAGAUAAAAGGAAAAAGAAGAUUGUGCCUGGUAGCUUGAUGAAAGCUUUGAUUAGGCCUGGUUCUGGUGAUGCUACGCCUACCGAUGGCAAUCAGGUUAUAUAUCAUUGUACGAUCCGGACACUAGAUGGAGUUAUUGUUGAGUCUACAAGAUCGGAAUUUGGAGGCAAGGGUAUUCCAACGAGGCAUGUGUUGGGUAAAAGCAAAAUGAUACUGGGAUUGCUCGAAGGUCUUACGACAAUGAAGAAGGGUGAAGUUGCUAUGUUUAAGAUGAAACCAGAACUGCACUAUGGUGAGGAUGAUUGUCCUGUUUCAGUUUCCGAUACUUUCCCAAAGGAAGCUGAACUCCAUUUUGAGACCGAGAUGGUUGACUUCUCUAAAGUCAAGGUCAUUGGUGAAGAUUUGGGAGUCGUCAAGAAGGUUAUUAAUGAAGGAGAAGGUUGGGAACUACCCAGGGAACCUUAUGAAGUAAAAGCUUGGAUAUCUGCAAAAACAGGAGAUGGAAAGUUAAUACUAUCACAUACUGACGGAGAACCGUUUUUCUUCACUCUUGGAAAAUCUGAGGUACCUAAAGGUUUGGAAAUGGGAAUAGGAACAAUGUCACGCGGAGAAAAGGCCGUGAUUUAUGUGAAAAGCCAAUACCUAAAUCAGUGCCCAUUCAUGCCCACAGUAGAAGGUAUAGAGGAAGUUCAUUUUGAAGUGGAGCUUGUACACUUUGUUCAGGUCCGGGAUGUGCUUGGAGAUGGGCGUCUAAUAAAACGUCGAAUACGUGAUGGAAAAGGUGAAUUUCCCAUGGAUUGUCCUCUUCAUGAUAGUCUUCUACGUGUGCAUUACAAGGGCAUGCUCCUUGAUGAAGAUAGAACAGUAUUCUAUGACACAAAAGUUGAUAACGCUGGUCAACCACUAGAAUUCAGCUCAGGAGAAGGGCUUGUACCAGAAGGGUUUGAGAUGUGUGUUCGUCUGAUGUUGCCUAAAGAGAUAGCCCUUGUUACAUGCCCACCUGAUUAUGCAUAUGAGAAGUUCCCAAGGCCACCAAAUGUUCCGGAAGGUGCUCAUGUCCAAUGGGAGAUCGAGCUUCUUGGCUUUGAGACGCCAAAGGACUGGACGGGAAUGAACUUUAGAAGUAUAAUGGAUGACGUUGACAAGACCAAAGGAACAGGUAACAGGCUUUUUAAAGAGGGGAAGUUCGAACUUGCGAAGGCCAAGUAUGAGAAGUUGCUUCGUGAAUUUAAUCAUGUAAAUCCUCAAGAUGACGAGGAGGGAAAAGAGUUUCUAAAUACAAGAAAUCUGUUGCAUCUAAAUGUGGCUGCCUGCUAUCUGAAAAUGGGAAUGUGCAAAAACUCCAUCGAGGCAUGUAAUAAGGUUUUAGAUGCAUCUCCGUUACAUGCGAAAGCUCUUUAUCGCCGUGGACUAGCCUACAUGGAGUCCGGAGAUUAUGAGGAGGCUAGGGGUGACUUUAACAAGAUGAUGAGCAUUGACAAGUCAUCUGAGCAAAAUGCAAGGGCAGCUCUACUCAAAUUAAAGCAGAAAGAGCAGGAAGUCAAAAUGAAGGCGCGGAAGCAAUUUAAAGGACUUUUUGACAAGAAGCCUGGAGAGAUUGCUGAAGCUGGAAAUGUUGAUAGAGCAGAUCAAAAUGCUGCCGAGAUUCCUGGAAAAGACAAUCAGGAUAAUACAGACAUCAGUAAAGAAGAUGAUAUAGUGGAAGAUGCUCCCGAAGCAGCCCCGCCUGCACCUGGCAUGGGUUUAUUGUCUCGUUUGUGGUCCACUCGUAAGAAUCUUUUCAUAUCUUCUGGUAUACAAAUGCUAGUGAUGCUCGCUACUGUAUACUUAAUAAAGUGGCUGUUGUAGAUUUCAUGAUCAGAUCUGGCUGGAUGAAGUAAUUUAAGUUAUAGGGAUAUCAGUUGGUCUGUAGAUGAUAAUUAUCCCGUGGCACCUCUCUUAAUAUUAAACACCACAGGGAUUAGACUUUCCAGUGUAGAUCUACUGUGUCACACAUACCUAAUAUUAUAAAGAAACAUAUGCUCUCAGGGGUAUAUGCAUUAAUGCUCUGAUAUAUUGAAGCACAAGUAUUUCAUUCUAA